Molecule: messenger RNA, 1719 nt
Organism: Debaryomyces hansenii CBS767
Lineage: Eukaryota; Fungi; Ascomycota; Pichiomycetes; Serinales; Debaryomycetaceae
Gene: HSP60
Product: chaperone ATPase
Exons: 1
Coding region: 1-1719 (572 amino acids)
Biological process (GO): protein import into mitochondrial intermembrane space; apoptotic mitochondrial changes; mitochondrial unfolded protein response
Cellular component (GO): mitochondrial inner membrane; mitochondrial matrix
Molecular function (GO): ATP-dependent protein folding chaperone; ATP binding; protein-folding chaperone binding
Source: RefSeq, a predicted model, not a curated record
AUGUUGAGAUCUGUUCGUCCUUCUUUAAAGAAAACCACUAUUUCUCUUGCUCGUAACCUUUCUCAUAAGGAAUUAAAAUUCGGUGUUGAAGGUAGAGCGGCCUUAUUAAAGGGUGUUAACACAUUGGCGGAUGCUGUAUCUGUUACCUUAGGACCAAAAGGUAGAAAUGUUUUGAUUGAACAGCAAUUCGGAUCCCCAAAGAUCACUAAGGAUGGUGUUACCGUUGCUAAGUCGAUCACUUUACAAGACAAAUUCGAAGAUAUGGGUGCCAAGUUAUUACAAGAAGUUGCUUCCAAGACAAACGAAUCAGCUGGUGAUGGUACAACAUCAGCUACUGUUUUAGGUAGAUCCAUCUUCACCGAAUCGGUUAAGAAUGUUGCUGCUGGUUGUAACCCAAUGGACUUGAGAAGAGGUUCGCAAGCAGCCGUUGAAGCCGUAGUUAGCUUUUUACAAAACAACAAAAAGGAAAUUACCACAUCUGAAGAAAUUGCUCAAGUUGCCACUAUCUCUGCUAAUGGUGACAAGCACAUUGGUGAUUUAUUGGCCUCUGCUAUGGAAAAGGUUGGUAAGGAAGGUGUCAUUACCGUCAAGGAAGGUAAGACCUUAGAAGAUGAAUUGGAAGUCACCGAAGGUAUGAGAUUCGACCGUGGUUUCAUUUCUCCUUACUUCAUCACCAACACCAAAUCUGGUAAGGUUGAAUUUGAAAACCCUUUGAUUUUGUUAUCCGAAAAGAAGAUUUCUUCUAUUCAAGAUAUCUUGCCUUCUUUGGAAUUAUCUAACCAACAAAGAAGACCUUUAUUGAUCAUCGCCGAAGAUAUUGAUGGUGAAGCUUUAGCCGCCUGUAUUUUAAAUAAGUUGAGAGGUCAAGUACAAGUUUGUGCUGUUAAGGCCCCAGGUUUCGGUGAUAACAGAAAGAACACUUUAGGUGAUAUUGCUAUCUUAUCUGGGGGUACUGUCUUCACUGAAGAAUUAGACUUGAAGCCUGAAAAUGCUACCAUUGACUUGUUAGGUUCUUGUGGUUCUAUCACCAUUACCAAGGAAGACACUGUUGUCUUAAAUGGUGAAGGUUCAAAGGAAAACAUUCAAGCUAGAUGUGAACAAAUCAGAACUAGCGUCGAUGACAUUCAAACUACUGAAUACGAAAAGGAAAAGUUACAAGAAAGAUUAGCUAAAUUAUCCGGAGGUGUUGCAGUCGUUAGAGUUGGUGGUACUUCUGAAAUCGAAGUCAGUGAAAAGAAGGAUCGUUAUGACGAUGCUUUGAAUGCUACUAGAGCUGCUGUUCAAGAAGGUAUUUUACCAGGUGGUGGUACUGCUUUAAUUAAGGCAUCAAGAGUCUUAGACGACAUUAAGGCCACUGCUGCCAACUUUGAUCAAAAAUUAGGUGUUGAUAUCAUUAAGUCUGCUAUCACUAAACCAGCCAGAAGAAUCAUCGAAAACGCUGGUGAAGAAGGUGCUGUCAUUGUUGGUAAGAUCUACGAUGAACCAAACUUCAACCACGGUUAUGAUUCUUCAAAGGGUGAGUUCACCGACAUGAUUGCAGCUGGUAUUAUUGACCCAUUCAAGGUCGUUAAGAACGGUUUAGUCGAUGCCAGUGGUGUUGCUUCCUUAUUAGCUACUACUGAAUGUGCUAUUGUCGAAGCUCCAGAACCAAAGGGCUCUCCUGCUCCUCCAGCUGGCGGUAUGCCAGGUAUGGGUGGUAUGCCAGGUAUGGGCUUCUAA